This is a messenger RNA of Fusarium oxysporum Fo47, 1230 nucleotides long. RefSeq lists its product as uncharacterized. Bases 1 to 1230 code for a protein of 409 amino acids. The record is from RefSeq and is a predicted model, not a curated record. NCBI's taxonomy places the organism in Eukaryota, Fungi, Ascomycota, Sordariomycetes, Hypocreales, Nectriaceae. Gene Ontology annotation, molecular function: FMN binding; oxidoreductase activity. The transcript is spliced from 4 exons.
AUGUCUGACGACGUGGCUGUACUCGCAAAACCUCUCACAUUGAAAUGUGGUUUGGUUUUGCCAAAUCGAUUAGUCAAGGCUGCCAUGGCUGAGGCUAUGGCGAAGGAUGGACUGCCAGACAAAGCGUUUCGCCGACCUUAUCAGGCAUGGGCCAAAGGUGGAUGGGCCAUGGUGAUCUCAGGCAACGUACAGAUCGAUCACAAGUACUUGGGCCAGCCCGGAGAUACAUGUGUCAGCGAAUCUUUCGAAUACACCAAGAUGCUGGAGGCGUGGGAAUCGUGGGCUACAGAGUGCAACUCUCAUGGAACACCUACCAUAGUGCAAAUCAACCACCCCGGAAGGCAAUCGCCAAUGGGGGCUGGUAAGCGCGGCAUGUUCGAAAAGAACCUCGCGCCAAGUGCGGUACCCUUAGAAUUCGGCAGCGGCAUAGUAGCCCGUACUAUUAGCCAUCUGGUCUUUGGCACGCCCCGUGAGAUGACCAGUGAAGACAUCCGCAACGUUGUGCAGCAAUUUGCCAACGCUGCUCGUCUUGCCGCUGAUGCCGGCUUUGCUGGAGUCGAGAUCCAUGCAGCCCACGGUUAUUUGUUAUCUCAGUUCCUAUCGACCCAUUCUAACAAGCGAACGGAUGAGUACGGUGGUUCAGCUGUGAAACGGGCAAAGAUCGUCACUGAUGUUAUCAAUGCUGUCCGGAGUGUUGUGCCAGCAAACUUCUGUGUCGGCCUGAAACUCAACUCGGUGGACCAUCAGUCAGAGGCAGAACUAAGAGGCUGUGUCGAGCAGCUACAGUCGAUCACCAAGGCAGGUAUCGAUUUCCUUGAGAUCAGUGGUGGUAGUUAUGAAGAUAGACAGUUGAUCGGCGAAGCUUUUAAAUCGUGCACUCGAACCAAAGAACGCGAAGCCUUCUUCCUAGAUUUCGCUGAGGUUAUUCGACGUGAAUUUCCCAGUCUUCCGUUAAUCGUUACAGGGGGUUUCCGCACGCGAAAGGGCAUGAGUACGGCAAUUGCAGACGGGGCAUGUGAUCUCAUUGGGUUGGCUAGACCAGCAGUGUUGAAUCCUUCUCUGCCCAAGGAGUUAUUGUUCAACCCGGAGAAAGAAGAGGUCAAUCUCGCAUCGAGUAUGCCAAGCAUAUCGGUGCCAUGGUUCAUACGAUUACUUGGCGUUCGGGUGCUUGGUGCCGGCACAGAAACAGCUUGGUAUGGUGCUCGUCUUCGAGAAAUUGGAUCGAGCUAG